GCGAGCUCGUCGACGAGGCACCGGACCGUACAGGAAGUGCAUUAUCGUGUACGCGCAUAGGCGAAGAAAAAAGGGGGAAAAAUGUCGACGAUGGCGCAGGAAGUGUUGACGCAAGCCACGAAGGAACUGACGCUGAACGACAAAGUGAAGCGGCUGCCAAAACUAAUGAUCGGCACCAUCGAGUUCAAGUUCGAGGUGGAGCCUCUGGACAAGGACUUCUUGGACAGGGCCGCGAAGGAGCUCCGCGAGACUCCCGAGAACGUCGAACCGGCCCUUCAAAUGCUCCGAGAACUUAUCGAAGCUGAACCCAACUUCUACGUACCUACCUCGAGGGAGUUCCUCCAGAGAUUCUUGCGGCCAUGCAAAUGGUAUCCAAAGAGUGCUUUUGAGUUGAUGAAGCGCUUCUACAAGUUUCGCCAGAGCCACCCGCGCUACUGCGCGAACCUGACACCUUCGAACGAACGAGCGGUGCUGAUGUCUGGAUUACUCUUACCGAUUCCACGUCGUACUGCUGACGGUGUCCGAGUCUUCCUCGUCGAAGGUGGCAAAAAGUGGAAGCCCAAGGAGAUCUCCCUCGACCAGAUAUUCCGUGGCGUCAUACUGUUCCUCGAGGCCGCCAUCGCCGAGCCCAAAUCCCAGGUGGGCGGCGUCCGAGUGAUCCUCGACAUGGAGGGACUCGCGCUCUCCCAGGUGACGUACUUCACGCCGUCCUUCGCCGCGGCGGUCGUCGACUUUGUGCAGAGCUGCUUGCCGUGCCGGCUCAAGGGCAUCCACGUGGUCAACCAGCCUUUCAUUUUCGGCAUGGUCUUCGCCUUUUUCAAGCCGUUCAUGCAGGAAAAAUUGAGGAAAAGGAUACAUUUUCAUGGAUCGGACAGAGAAGGGCUGAUGAAGCACAUCGAGGCCAAAGCCUUGCCCAAAAAAUACGGUGGCGAACUGGACUUUCCCGACCAACCGAUCGGAGAGCCGUUCGUCAACUACAUUGCGUCUUUCGAAGAUAAUUUCAUUGAAACCAACAAAUACGGUUACUCUGCGAAAACGUAAGGAAUACGCGAUGUCAAGGAAAUUUUAGCA
Messenger RNA from Copidosoma floridanum, 1071 nucleotides. RefSeq names its product alpha-tocopherol transfer protein-like. The record is from RefSeq and is a predicted model, not a curated record. Gene Ontology annotation, cellular component: membrane. Gene Ontology annotation, molecular function: phosphatidylinositol bisphosphate binding. NCBI's taxonomy places the organism in Eukaryota, Metazoa, Arthropoda, Insecta, Hymenoptera, Encyrtidae.